Messenger RNA from Caenorhabditis elegans, 2864 nucleotides. RefSeq names its product 10-formyltetrahydrofolate dehydrogenase (gene alh-3). The record is from RefSeq and is marked reviewed. Gene Ontology annotation, molecular function: formyltetrahydrofolate dehydrogenase activity; oxidoreductase activity; catalytic activity. Bases 3 to 2729 code for a protein of 908 amino acids. NCBI's taxonomy places the organism in Eukaryota, Metazoa, Nematoda, Chromadorea, Rhabditida, Rhabditidae. Gene Ontology annotation, biological process: one-carbon metabolic process; 10-formyltetrahydrofolate catabolic process. Gene Ontology annotation, cellular component: cytoplasm. The transcript has 7 exons.
CCAUGAAAAUUGCAAUCAUUGGUCAGUCGGCAUUUGGUGUCGAUGUUUACAAGGAGUUACGCAAGAAUGGACACGAGAUUGUUGUAGUCUUCACUAUCCCAGAUAAAAAUGGAAGAGAAGAUCUAUUGGCCGUCGAGGCUGCCAAAGAUGGUGUCCCAGUUCAAAAACCAUCUCGUUGGCGUAAGAAGAACCCUGAAACUGGAAAAUUCGAAACUCUUCCGGAAAUGCUUGAACUUUACAAAUCGUUUGGAGCUGAACUCAACGUUUUGCCAUUCUGCACUCAAUUCAUCCCACUAGAAAUCACUGAAGCGCCGGCUAAGAAGAGCAUUAUCUAUCAUCCAAGUAUUCUACCAAAGCACAGGGGAGCUUCUGCCAUCAAUUGGACUCUUAUUGAAGGUGAUGAGGAAGCUGGAUUAUCGAUCUUCUGGGCUGAUGAUGGUCUUGAUACUGGACCAAUUUUGUUGCAAAAGAAAUGCAAAGUUGAAGAGAAUGAUACAUUGAACACUUUAUAUAAAAGAUUCCUGUAUCCAGCUGGAGUAGCUGCUGUUGCAGAAUCAGUAGAACUCAUUGCUACUGGAAAAGCUCCAAGAAUUGUACAGCCAGAAGAGGGAGCAUCUUAUGAACCAUAUAUUACCACAAAACCAGAAUUGGCUCAAAUAGAUUGGUCGAAGACUCAGCGUCAACUUCAUAAUUUUAUUCGUGGAAAUGACAAAGUUCCUGGAGCAUGGGCUGUUUUGAACGGAGAAAAAGUUUCAUUUUUCGGUUCAAAGUUGUGGAAGCCAAAGAAGCUUCCAGAUGAUGCUGUAGAAGUUUUCGUUUCAGAAGUUCCAGGAGGAAAAGUUUUAGUUGAAGAUCGUGGAUUGCUCCUUCCAGGAUCAGACGGUAGAUGGGUUAUUGUAGAUACAGUGAAGAUUGGUACAAAAACUGUCCCAGCUUCUAAAUAUGGACAGGGAGCUGAUCAAGUUCAAGAACUUGUAUUAACCGACGAAGAAAAGAGUACUGUAGCUAAGCUGAAGAAAAUUUGGACCGGAAUUCUGAAGACUCAAGUUUCAAGUGACACUGAUUUCUUCGAAAGUGGUGCAAGUUCUGCUGAUGUUACUCGUCUUGUGGAGGAGAUCAAGUUCAAUACUGGAGCUGAGCUUGAAUCAGGACAAAUCUAUGCCGGGCCAACUCUUGGUGAAAACAUCGACAUUGUGAUCCGUAAUCUUCGUGGUGAAGGUGGAAUCUCUGUAACUUACGAUCCAAUUGUAUUGAAUGUUAACAAUAUGGAAUUGAAAUUCCCACAUGACCAAUUCAUUGAUGGAAAAUUUGUUGGUUCAUCAGAUGGACGCACUUUUAAAACAAUUAACCCAGCAACUGAAAAGCCAAUUUGUGAACUUCCUUUGGCUACUGUAGCUGAUGUCGAUCGUGCUGUUCGUGCAGCAAAGAAAGCUUUUGAACGUGGAGAAUGGCGUCAAAUGUCUGCCCGUGAACGUGGAAAGAGACUUUACAAACUCGCUGAACUCAUGGAAGAACACAAAGAAGAGCUCGCAACACUAGAGUCCCUAGAUGCUGGAGCAGUAUAUACGUUGGCUCUAAAGACUCACGUUGGAAUGUCUAUUGAUGUGUGGAGAUACUUUGCUGGAUGGUGUGAUAAGAUUCAAGGAAAAACUAUUCCAAUUUCUAAUGCUCGUCCAAAUAAGAAUCUAUGUUUGACACUUCGUGAACCAAUUGGAGUUGUUGGACUCAUUACUCCAUGGAAUUAUCCAUUAAUGAUGUUAUCGUGGAAGAUGGCUGCUUGCCUUGCUGCGGGUAACACAGUUGUUCACAAACCAGCUCAAGUAACUCCACUCACAGCUCUUAAAUUUGCUGAGCUAUCUGUUCUUGCUGGAAUCCCACCUGGUGUUAUCAAUAUUGUAACUGGAUCUGGAUCCCUUGUUGGUAAUCGUCUUACUGCUCAUCCAGAUGUUCGAAAGAUUGGAUUCACUGGUUCCACUGAAAUUGGAGCAACUGUCAUGGAAUCUUGUGCCAAAUCGAAUAUCAAGAAGGUUUCCCUGGAACUUGGAGGCAAAUCCCCACUGAUAAUUUUCGCAGAUGCUGAUCUAGAAAAAGCUGUGAAACAAGCGUGUGGAGCAGUUUUCUUCAAUAAAGGAGAGAACUGUAUUGCUGCUGGGCGUGUUUUUAUUGCAAAAUCGAUUCAUGAUGAUUUCGUGAAGAAGCUUGUCGAGGAAGCUAAACAAUAUCAAAUUGGAGAUCCUCUCGAUAGAUCAACUGCUCACGGUCCACAGAAUCAUUUAGCACAUCUUAAUAAGCUAGUCGAGUAUGUGGAGAAGGCUGUAGCUGGCGGAGCUAAAGUUGAAGUCGGUGGAAAACGUUUAGAAAGAGAAGGACUCUAUUUCCCACCAACGAUUCUGUCGAAUAUUGACGAUGAAAACUUUGCUGCAAGUGAAGAAUCAUUCGGACCAAUCAUGUGUGUAUCCAGUUUUGAUGACGAUGACAUCGAAGAUGUACUCCGUAGAGCCAAUGACACAGAAUUCGGACUUGCUGCUGGAGUUUUUACCCGUGACUCGUCGAAAUCACUUCGUGUUGCUGAAGCUCUUCACGCUGGAACAGUCUUCGUUAAUACUUAUCAGAAAACUGAUGUGGCAGCUCCAUUCGGUGGAUUCAAGCAAUCUGGAUUCGGAAAAGAUAUGGGAGAAGAAGCUUUGAAUGAAUAUCUGGUUACCAAAACAAUUACCAUUGAGUAUUAAUUGAGUGAUGCCUUUUCUGUGAAUAAUUAGUUUGUAGUUUUCUUUUUAAUAUUACUUGAGGGAUUUAUUUUUAAUUUGUGAUAUGAUUUUAUUUGCAUGUGAUAUUCCUACUUUUCUAUAAAAAUUAAUGUAUUC